This is a messenger RNA of Myripristis murdjan (pinecone soldierfish), 3693 nucleotides long. It is a transcript of the gene atxn7l3a, whose product is annotated as ataxin 7 like 3a. Gene Ontology annotation, biological process: positive regulation of DNA-templated transcription; regulation of transcription by RNA polymerase II. Lineage: Eukaryota; Metazoa; Chordata; Actinopteri; Holocentriformes; Holocentridae. Gene Ontology annotation, molecular function: transcription coactivator activity. The transcript is spliced from 14 exons. Bases 326 to 1417 code for a protein of 363 amino acids. The record is from RefSeq and is a predicted model, not a curated record. Gene Ontology annotation, cellular component: DUBm complex; SAGA complex.
UUAGGUGCUUUAUUCUUGAAGUUAACUCUACAUCGGUGGCCUGUCAAGCCGGGUGGUAACGCUAUCUCGCUUACAAGCUGCGACACCGUAACACUUAAAACGAGGUUAUUCGUUUAAAUAAGAUACCACGAUGGAUGUUUUUGCAGGUCUGGUGACGAUCCUUGCAUAGGCUGACACGGUGAUGCCGCCUCCCUUGCUGCCUGGGUCGGGGUGAGUUUGCGGCGGUCUGACAGGAAUGAAGAGAGAUGCCAUCAAGUCUUUGUAGCUAUUUUGAAAACCAAUAUUGCAUUGCCUUGCUAUCAAGAUUUCUCAUACAGUUUUUCAAAUGAAAAUGGAGGAUAUGCCCCUGUCAGGCCCGGACAACACCAAGCUAGAGGCCUUGGUCCAUGAGAUCUACUCUGACCUGGUGGAGGAUGCCUGUUUGGGCCUGUGUUUUGAGGUACAUCGUGCUGUGAAACAGGGCUACUUCUUCUUGGACGAAACGGACCAAGAGAGCAUGAAGGAGUUUGAAAUUGUGGAUCAGCCAGGAGUGGACAUAUUUGGGCAAGUGUACAAUCAAUGGAAGAACAAGGAGUGUGAGUGUCCGAACUGCAAAAGAUUCAUCGCAGCUUCUCGCUUCGCCCCACACUUGGAGAAAUGCCUGGGCAUGGGACGCAACAGCAGCCGCAUUGCCAACCGCAGGUUAGCCAGCAACAACAACAUGAGCAAAUCAGAGAGUGACCAGGAAGACAAUGAUGACCUCAAUGACAAUGACUGGUCGUAUGGAGCAGAGAAAAAAGCCAAGAAGAGGAAGUCAGACAAGAAUACAAAUUCACCCAGAAGAUCCAAAUCUCUAAAACAUAAAAAUGGUGAUCUCGGUAGCAGCGUCAAUACAGAGUCCUACAAGUAUAACUACAACACCGGCAUCAAUUAUGAAACGUUAGGCCCUGAUGAACUGAGAUCCCUUUUAACAACACAAUGUGGGGUGAUCUCCGAACACACCAAGAAGAUGUGCACCAGGUCCCAGCGCUGCCCCCAGCACACGGACGAACAGAGGAGGGCCGUCAGGGUGUUCCUCCUGGGGCCGUCCGCGCCAUCACUGCCCGAUGGAGACGCCGUGGUGGAGAGCGACAGCUAUGACAUUCCAGAUGGACAGGCCCUGAUGAGCCGCCUGCAGUGGGAAGACUCCCCGGACAUCUCACCCACUGACUCUGCCUCAUCUAAAGCCAGCACCAACCAUUCAGAUUCGAGGAGGCCUAAGAAAAAGAAGAGGGCUUCUCUUGGUUUAAACAGCAGUGGAGGAGGCGGAGGGAGUGGGUGUCCGAUUGGAGGCGGCAGCAGCAGUAGUUCUCAGAGUAAUAUCAGCUUAUCAACCAAAAAAAAGAGGCCCAAGCUCCCAGCACCUUCUAUUCCCAAUAUCUACGAUGACUUAAACUAGCGUAACCCCUCUCGUUGAUCACCCAACCCCCUGCCUCCCUUGCAUUGUGCCCCUCCUUACCAUACGUAGGAGGAUAGCAGGCAUGCAAAUGACUAGAUGAAACCUGACUCAGUAGUCACAUUCAACCUCGAAAAGUAUGCUAUCUCCAUCUCAGAGACGAUUUCUCCUUGUAAGUGGUAUGAACUCAAUGUUCUAAAAAUUGAGUCCAGUCAGGGUAUCCACAGGUCCUUAACAAGUAAAAUUUAAGACUUAGGAAAACAUUAAAGGGUUUUAAAUACAGUAAUUGUUUAAAAAAUCUAUUUUGAGCCAUCAGUAAAAACAUAUAGUGAUUUUCACAUUUCACUUACAUCCAGAGUAUUUAGCUGAGGCUGAGUUGAGAAGCUUCUGUUUUACUUUCUAAUAUUAUUUUAUUUGCACUUCCUGUUGGUCAAAUGUUUUGACCACAUUCAUGUCCUAUCUAAUUACCAUAGGACAGGAUUAAUACAAUAUGCCAAAUAUGUUGGACAUCAGACCCCAAAGCAUUUAUUUCCCUAGUGCCCUUUUUUUAUUAUAGCACUUGUUUUUAGUUUGAGAACUUUUAUUAGCUGUGUUCUGUUAGGAACGCUUUUUUGUUUGUUUUUGUUUGCUUUUUUAAAUUAAAUUGUUAAAUUAAUAGCCAGGUAGCACUGAAAGGUGUGUAAAGUCUUAAAUUUGUCUUUGUGAAGCCUGCAGACACCCUGACAGAGUUGUGGGGCCUGUGAGCCGGCCCGUCUUUAGACUGUGUUUACCUUUACUUAGAGAGGAGACAGGUGGAGCGCGACUGCUUUCAACAGCAACACUUGACACAUAUAUACUGGAGUACUCAUCAGUGGCUUUUUAAUGAUGGCAUAUUGCACAGUUGUGUAUGUGUGUGAGUGUGUGUAUGUGUGCCUGUGUAUGCCUCCCUGUGUUUGGUGUGAAUGUCAAGGACAGUUGAUUGUUAUUCAUGUGUGUGUGUGUGUGUGUGUAUGUGUGUGUGUAUGUGUGGUCGGGUUGAUUAGUCACUUAGUGGGCGCGUGUAAUCAUUUUUAUUUUCCACAUAACUAUGCAUCCUUGAAUGUGACAUUUUGGUGGAAGUAUGUGUGCCCUUUUAAAUAUUUAACUUUUUUUUGUUUACAUUGACACAUAUAACUUUUUAACUGUGUCACUGCCUGUCAAGUGAUAUGUAUAUUAUUUAUCUGUACACACGUGUACAUGCAGAUUUUGGUAAUGGUAUUUACACAGAUUAUACUACAUGUAUAAGUGCAUGUAGUGCAAUGUGUGAGCUGUAUAAUGAAUCAUGAACAAUUGAAUGAAUCUUUGAAUAUCCCCUCAUGCAUUAGCACCUGUACCCCCACAAUACAAAACCCUCAUCUAUGUUGAUUUUUCUGUAGAGGACACAAUCCAUACACAUCAGUGUGCCGUAAUUCUGCUUUCCAACCAUUAAUCCUGAGUGAUGAGUCUGCAUGAUGUAAAGUUGUAAGGCUCACAGACAUAUGAAAUAGUACUUUAUAAAUAGUACAUGCAUUAGAGGUCAUUAGUUUGCAAAGGAGAUACUACAUUCUGUAUUUCACCACUCUUAUACUUGUAGGUUUCACAAUGUCUUUGUUUUUGUCACACCCAUCAUGAAUUGGUUUUACAGGCCGUAAGACUUAACUGAAAGCGCCAGUUAAUGUUAUAGUCACAAGCGCAUAGUAUAGUACAGUAAGUUGCAUUUGCCUCAUUUGCAGUUAGUGCAGAACAUAAAAGGAAAAACCUACCCAAAUACAUUCAAAUUUUAUGUUUCAAAUCUGAAGUCUAGAAAAUCUGCUGAUUUGUAUUUUUUCAAGUUUGGAUGUCCGGUUGCAUUACAUCUGUGUUCCUGUCAAGGUCUUCAAAUUUCCAACACUGUCAUUGCCCCCUUCAAUCCGUUUAAUUAUAAAGUCUUGUGAUGUGCACUAUUAAAAAAAAAAAAAGAAAAAUCUUAAUGAACCAUUGUCCUUAAAUACUGAAAAUAAUUUGUUCCAGUAAUGAGUCUCUUGCCACCUUUUGUGGAUGGAGCGAAGAAUGGCCGAUGUUUUAUUGUGGCUGUUUGUGUAUCUGUGUACAGUGUCUUGACAAUGAGUGCAAUGACAAAGGAUGCAAUUUUGUGACUUCCCAAUAUUUUUUCAUCCACAAGCACGUGUCAGUGCAUGUGUGAAUGGCUAUUGUAUAUGAACAUAAUGUGAUACAUAGGUUAUUUUUCUUCACUGCCAUGCAUACCGAUGUUUGUAUAGAAAUAAAUAAAUGCAAGCACCAUU